Molecule: messenger RNA, 4546 nt
Organism: Drosophila grimshawi
Lineage: Eukaryota; Metazoa; Arthropoda; Insecta; Diptera; Drosophilidae
Gene: Reps
Product: ralBP1-associated Eps domain-containing protein 1
Exons: 7
Coding region: 498-3413 (971 amino acids)
Biological process (GO): endocytosis; endosomal transport
Cellular component (GO): plasma membrane; cytoplasm
Molecular function (GO): protein binding; calcium ion binding
Source: RefSeq, a predicted model, not a curated record
AGAUGUUAUCGAUGAUAAUGCCACCACAGUGCACAACAGUUUGCGAAAAGUUCGUGUAAAAAUUGCUAUUGAUUGACAAAUUGUGUAGUGUUAAGCAAGCUCAAAUUCGAAUUGAACAACUGUGCUGCCUGUGCCGAGUCAUGCGUUAAUGUGCACACUCAAUUAGCUGGCUGUAGGGGCUGUGUAGUGCUUGCAAAACCGUUGCCAAACCUGCUGCAUUUCGGGUGUUUCGUUUCGUUUUUGUCUCUUAUUGGCCCUUUUUUUUUCUCCACCUACGCUGCGCUACAAAUAAACGGGCAAGGGGGGUGCAGCGUAGCACAGCUGAGAGCAGCCAGCCAGCCAGCCAGUCAUCUAGUCAGUAAGUGUGUGGAGAUAGAUAAUAAACAAACAGAUUGGCAUUGUCGCAGUUGCCGUUCACAAGGUGGAACGGGCGUGGGUAGCUUUAUAGAGCUUUUAAAAAGACGAGUAAGAGGAUUGCCAGCAACAAGUAGGCGGCUAUGGAAGAGGUAACGCUGACGGAGCCCGAGACACGAUUCUAUAGCGAGCUGUUUCAAUGCUGCGACGUGGAAAAUGCCGGCAAGGUGCCGAUGCUAAAAGCAACGGAACUCUUUCGCUCAGCGGACAUUGCCAAUGAGACGGUGAUUGAGAUCACCGCUUUGGCUGGUAUACCGGCGACAGCUUUGCAUAUCUCACGCGCCCAGUUCUAUUCAUGCCUAAAGCUAAUUGCGGCACAUCAGGAAGCGGUUCCGUUGCGUCAGGAGCUGAUAGCAGCCACUGUGCCAUUGCCGUUGCCGCAUUUCGGCUGGAAGGAGGCAGCCACAGCGCCGCCAGCGAGCACAACAAACGAGAAUGGGCUGGGUGCACUGCCCCCACCGCCGCCCACCGAUCGUCGCAACUCGCUGCGUCGCAAUUCCCAGCAGCAGCAACAGCAACAACAACAGCAACUACAGCAGCUAGAUCAGUUACAAGACGCCUCUGAUGUGCCCAGCACCGAUUCCGAGGUUGAGCAGAACGAAUCCAGCUGUGGCGAUAAUUUUGAUGAGUUGGCUGGUGCUGAUGUUGCUGUUGUCAGCAGCAGCAGCAGUCGCGAAACUCGUCGACGUGGCGCUGGUGGCUCACCGGAAGCGUGGAGCACAAACAGCGAUAGUCCCACGCCCACCAACAGUGUGGCGGAGCGUCCCUGGGCACAGGAUACACUGUGGCAGGGCCUGCUCGGUGAUGAGCAUCGCCAACUAUUGGGCACCGAGGAGGAGUCGUCGGAUCGUCACAGUAGCGACGAUGACGACAACGAAAGCGAACUGACCACGCUCUAUCAAAUCACUCCCGAGCAGCGUGAAUACUACAACAAACAGUUCCGAACGGUGCAACGUGAUCCACAUGGUCUGCUGUCCGGGCAGGCAGCACGCAUCUUCUUUGAGAAGAGCCGCAUUCCUGUCGAGGAGCUGCGCCACAUUUGGCAGCUGUGCGACGUGACACGCGACGGUGCACUGAGUCUAUCCGAAUUCACAGCUGCCAUGCAUCUGGUUGUGCUGCGUCGCAAUAACAUACCAUUGCCGAGCAGUCUGCCCCAUUGUCUGCAUCCGAAUGUGUUGGCUAAAACAUUGUCGACGUCGUCGUCAUCAACGGCGCACAUACCUCAAGAGCCGCCCGAGGCUGAUCUCCUGCAUUUGAAUGACGACGACGAGGAUGAGCAUACUGACAAUACAAUCAUUAGUAGCUCGCAGGCGAAGCCACGUCCGUUGCCCAAUGAUAAGAACAUUAUGAAUCUGAGCAGCAUCUCAACAUCAUCGCAGGCCAGCACAAGCAGCUCGAGGCGUGAGGUGACAACAACAACAGCAUCAGCGACAACGCCGCCAGUUCUUAAGAAUCGCAGCAUUUCCAAUUCGCCAAAUGUGGAAAAAGCAAAUCAAUCAGCGUCAGCAGUAUCUGCAACAACAACAACAGCAGCAACAGCGAGUACAUCAGUGGCAGCAGCAGCUGCCGCCCUCACCACCAACGAUGCCGCCAGUCAAUGGACCAAGUUUAGCGAAUCUCCUACAACGACAUCAACAGCAAGUGGUGCUGGGACAGUUGCAGCUGCUGUUGCUGCCACUGCUGCAUCCGGUGCAACUGCCACUGCUGCGCCAGCCGUUUCUAGUCCAGGUCUUAAGCCAGCGCUCUUCGAUAUGAAACGCACUGCCCAGGAUGUGGGCUCAAAUCCUCAAAUUUUGCAUCCCGUGCCAUUGCGUGUAACGCCCAUUGGCACAGCCAUUGCCACAGCCGGCGAUCAAUCGAGUCAACAGGCGAGCAGCACAAGUGCCAACGACAUGGACGGUGUUGUUGUGUUGCGCGAGGAUAGCCCCAAUGCAAUGGCAAUGGCAAUGGCAAUGGCAACGUCAACAACAGCCACAGCAACAUCGACGCAUAAUAAUCAAAGUGGAACGCAUCGGGAUCGUGAUUCCAUAUCGAUUCAAAGCAGCGAUCUCCGUGCCAUACAACGUCCGCAGGCGAAGAAGCUGCCAGCUAAGAACAUUGGUGCUCUGCCACCGCCGCCGCAACGUGAGCCCAGCAUUGGGUCCGUCGGUGUCAGUGAGCCACCCGAUCAGGCGGUGCCAUUACCAGUUGUCUAUGCAACGACCACACUUUCUGCCAAGAAGGAGCCACCGCCCUUGCCGCCGCCACGACCCCAUCGACAUGCGCGCAGCAGCAGUUUGGAUUUGAACAAAUUCAAAAUUGGCACAGCGGGUUCCCAACAGCCGGAGAUAACCGCGCAAGCCAGCUUCGAUAUGCAAACCUCAGCGGGUUUUGCCGAUUUCACGCACUUUGCCGACGAUGCGAAUGUUCUGGAUGGUGGCAGUGGCAGUAGCAGCAGCAGCAAUGCCAAUGCCCAUAUCAAUGCAGCUUCCGAGCAGCAACAGCAUUCACUGCCGCCAGUGCCACCGCCGCCAGCUUUUGUGCCGCCUACGCGCAUCACGCUGCAGACGCAACAGCGCAUCUCUGCUUUUGAGGUCUAUCGGAAGCCGCAGACGCCGGCACCAGCAUCAGGUGCAACAUCCACAUCCACAACAUCAACAGCUGCAUCGCAGCUGCCCAAUGCGGAGACGUUUGAGAAACGUGUGACGGCCAUCAGUGACUCGUUGCGUCAUGUGUCGUUCAAGCAUAAUCAAACUAGCACCACGGAGCUACUGCAGCGGCUGCGUGAGCAAAACAAUUCGCUGCUGCAUCUGUGCAAUGAUCUCAGCGACGAGCUGCUCAGCGUGCAGACCUGCAAGGAGGAGAUGCGUUUCAAAUUGGAGAGUUUGGCGUCUGCUGCCGAUGGUGGUGGUGCGACUGCACACGCACCAACCCGUACCGGCUCCUCAAUAUCAGCGCCGGUGACGGCUAAUGUGACUGGCGGCUCAUCCGGCUCAGCCGGUGGCCAUACAAAUGUUUAAGCAGCGUUUUCCGUUGUUUGUUCCAUGCACCGCAUAUAUAUGUACACAUAAACAGACAGCACACCCCAAACACACACACACACACCCACAUACAUUUAUUUAGAAGAGCAGGCAUUGCGCGUCCGCUUAUGCGAAUUUUGGUUUUAGCACGCUGCUUAAUUUUUGCUAAUUUAAUUAUAGGCUAGUUAAAUCUAAAUUUCAAAAGUGAAUGUAAGAAACAGAUGAAGAAAAUUGUCAAGCAAGUAACAAUAACAUAACGAAUAACAAUAAUGCCGCCUCUAUAAUGAUACAUACAUAUAUACAUACAUAUUUAUGCAGAUCAAUUUAUGUAUACUUCUCUUUAGAGCACACUGAGCUAAUUGAACUAAUUGUUAAAACGUAAAUGUGUAAAUGUAAUUGUAUAAGAGAAUCAUCGUUCGCUUUAAAAUGAAACACUGCUCCUGCUCCCUAGACAUAUUGACAGAUAUGUGGCCACAAAGUGGCGCUAAUUGUAUUUCGAAACCAGCAACACAUUAGGCGUUCUUUUUUUUUUGGCUGAUAGAAAACAAAAUCAAACUAAAUAUAUAAACCACAUUUCAAUCACUGAAAUAAAACAUUUAUUUUGCUCAACGGCAUUAAAUCGCAAUUUAUUAACUAUUAAUUUUGUAAAACUUGAAAGUUGAUUCCAUUAGAAAAAAACUAUCUCUCGACCUUCUCAUUCAUUCCGGCAAUGAAAUAAACAAAAUUAUUAUGUUAAUGUGCUAAAAAAAUCGUAACUUUCGUAAGCCAGGCUAUAAUGUUUAAGCAUACGAAACAUUAAAACAGAUUACCACAAAAAAUGAAUAUAAUACACAUGCACCAAUUUCAUUUCCUUCAAAGCUUAGCUUAGGUUAAGUUAUUUUUUCGGAACUAUUUUGUAUGUAUGCACGAAUUGAUAUUAUGUACAUUUAUCAAGUUUGUUUAACCAUUUGUAUAAACAUAUAAGACAAAAGAAUAACGAAGAGAAAGAAAAAAACAAAACAAAAUUAUUUAAUUUACCGGACCACAAGUAUGCUAACGUCGAAUUUACAAGAUGAUAUACCAACAGAAAUACCGAGUAUAUCAUCCAUAUGAGUGCGUGCGAAUUUUCUUUUGCAUACUAUUAAAUAUAUAUG